AUGUCAAACGCGAGCACACGUGCGCACGUGGCCAGCACCGAGGCGACACCGCAGUCGUUGAUCCCUGCUGUCGAUCUCGAUCUCGAAAUUCGUCAAACCUCAACACCAGAAGACAGUGACAACGACAGCGACGCAUCCACCGGUUUUACGACCAAGAAAACCCGCAAACAGCUUCGCAAGCAAAAGGCAAAAGACAAGCGAGCGCAGGCUCUGAACGACCUUUCUGCAGCCGUCUCCCAACUCGCUAUUUCCCUGCAAGACACCAACGGAAUCCCAAUUGAGACCCACCAAUCGACAUUCCCUCAAAGCCGCAAGGAAAAACGCAAGCAGAAGAAAACUAAGCACGACUCCGCACUCCCCACCCCCAGCGGGACGGAUAGCGAAACCCCACCAACACCCCCGCGCAAAACACCACCCAACAACGCCUCGCAAAAGGCAAAUCCCAAUCCCUCAUCCAGUGCACUCGCCAUGGCGAAACCCGCCCUUCAAAAAAGCUACCCCCUCCUCGUAGCCUCCAUCGGAAACCCAGGCGCUACCUACUCCAACACGCUCCACUCCGCCGGCCACAUUGUAACCUCCGCCCUCUCAACCGCAAAGUCCUACGCGCCCUUCACAAAAGGUCUCUCAGGCCAAGUCUCGCGCCCGCCACCCACCCACCUUGCCUUCAGCUUCACAGGCUUCCGUCAUGUCCCCACCGAGCACGACGCCACUCAAGACUGGACAUUCUGGCAAUCCACGUCCCUGAUGAAUGUUAGCGGGACCGGGGUGAAGAAGGCGUACAACGAGUGGUUACGGGGAAUACGGCAGGCGUCUGGGUCUAAUACGUUGGAGGGGCGGUUGGUGGUUGUGCACGACGAGUUGGAGUCUGCACUAGGGAAGAUUACGAUUCGUGAUGGGGGUGUGAGUGCAAAGGGACAUAAUGGGAUUAAAAGCUGCCAGCAGCAGCUUGGGGGGAUCAAGUGGUGGCGUGUUGGUGUUGGGAUAGGAAGGCCUGAAAGUAGGGAUCCGAAUGUUGUUACAAUUUCUGUUGGCAUUUUCAAGGGCGUUUGGGAUGAUACCCCACGAGGCAUCAAGAGCGUAGCAAUGUAUGAAUAUGAAUUGGAUCUACUGUAA
Messenger RNA from Pyrenophora tritici-repentis Pt-1C-BFP, 1113 nucleotides. Its product is annotated as Pth, Peptidyl-tRNA hydrolase. NCBI's taxonomy places the organism in Eukaryota, Fungi, Ascomycota, Dothideomycetes, Pleosporales, Pleosporaceae. Gene Ontology annotation, molecular function: peptidyl-tRNA hydrolase activity. The record is from RefSeq and is a predicted model, not a curated record.